Molecule: messenger RNA, 665 nt
Organism: Poecile atricapillus (Black-capped chickadee)
Lineage: Eukaryota; Metazoa; Chordata; Aves; Passeriformes; Paridae
Gene: PPP1R11
Product: protein phosphatase 1 regulatory inhibitor subunit 11
Exons: 2
Coding region: 297-650 (117 amino acids)
Cellular component (GO): nucleus
Molecular function (GO): protein serine/threonine phosphatase inhibitor activity; protein phosphatase 1 binding
Source: RefSeq, a predicted model, not a curated record
CUGGCCGCCCCGUCCUUUACCCACAAUCCCCCGCUCCGUACGGCGGAAGUGGCUCCCUCAGGGGGGAGCGCAUUCGCUGCCGCACGCACCGGAAGUGGCGCGGACCGGAAGUGGAGGCGAAACUUCCGCCGUUCCCGCACCGGGAGCGGCGGCGGGAGCGGCCCGGCCCCUUCCCGGUUCCGGCCCCUUCCCGGUUCCGGCCCCUUCCCGGUUCCGGCCCCCUCCCAGUUCCGGCCCCUCCCCCAUCCCAGUAACGGCCGCCGGUACCGGGAGAGCCCCGAGGGGGGGGAGGGGAAAUGGCGGAGACCGCGGAGAGCGGCGGGGGCGGCACCGCCACCGUGACCGAGAGCGGAGCGGCCGAACCGGAGCAGCGCAGUCUGACGCUGAAGCUGAGGAAGAGGAAGCCGGAUAAAAAAGUCGAGUGGUCGAGCGACACCGUGGACAACGAGCACCUGGGCCGGCGUUCGUCCAAGUGUGAGCCCCAAAUCCCCCCAAAAUCACCCCAAAAAUAUCCCCAAAUCCCCCCAGAAUCACCCCAAAAAUAUCCCCAAAUCCUCCUGAAAUCACCCCAAAACCGCCCCCAAAAUAACCCCAAAACCAGCCCCAAAUCCCCCCAGAAUCACCCCAAAAACAGCCCCAAAUCCUCCUGAAAUCACCCCAAAAAU